Molecule: messenger RNA, 500 nt
Organism: Aspergillus eucalypticola CBS 122712
Lineage: Eukaryota; Fungi; Ascomycota; Eurotiomycetes; Eurotiales; Aspergillaceae
Exons: 1
Coding region: 66-350 (94 amino acids)
Source: RefSeq, a predicted model, not a curated record
GAAAGGCCAACGGACAUGUCAGCUCCGUUUUGGCGCGGCCAUAGUCUGUGUAUGGUAUAUACAGCAUGAUGAUUAUGUGCACCUUCAGCGGUGUGGCAGGGCUCUCAGCCUAUAAAGUGGACAUGAUCAGCCAGGCUUGCAUCGGCUCUUGUGAUACUCGACUUUGGUUUUUACCUUUGAUACCUGUCGAAAGAACUUUAGCUGGAAACCUGUGGCCCCACUGUGAAACACUCCCUGACCGCUCUCUCUUUCAUCAUGUCUUGGUUAUCAUAUCUCCAUCUAUCUUAACCAUAAAUAGUUCAUUUUUACCCCUUGUAUUUAUUACAACCAUAGUAUCCGCCAGACUCUGACUUUUCUUUAGUAGUCAUCGCGGAAGAUGUGAACUGGCUAGAUUUCUUGAAUUCCCCCUGUUCCUCACAUAUUCCAUCCCAUUCCUACCUUACUAGCUCUAUUGCCGAGUUAGGCAUACUUCCAUAGUUGCAUGCAGCAGCCUGCAGCCU